Leishmania braziliensis MHOM/BR/75/M2904 is the source of this 1626-nucleotide messenger RNA. RefSeq lists its product as hypothetical. The coding region runs from base 1 to 1626 and encodes 541 amino acids. Gene Ontology annotation, molecular function: protein binding. Lineage: Eukaryota; Euglenozoa; Kinetoplastea; Trypanosomatida; Trypanosomatidae. The record is from RefSeq and is a predicted model, not a curated record. The transcript has a single exon.
AUGGCUGACCAUUCAGCUUCCUCGGCCGCGCUGCAAGGGGCUGCGAGCGCUGCUCAGCAUCAGCGCAUCCACUUACAAAGGCAGCUCACUGAGGUGCGCAUGGAGAACACGAUCCUGCGACAACAGCUCUACCAGGUGAGCACCCUCCUGGACAUCGCCGUGAGCAAGCUGGGGGCUAUGGGUGUGUCGCUCGAGACGCCCAUCGACAUCCGCGCGUUGCGUACGGAGGCGUUGCAGCGGGCACAUGCGGAGACGACCAAGGCGGAUUAUGACGCAGUCGGUGUCUCGCCGGAGAAUGGCAAAUCCCCUGCGCAGCAUCACCACAAGAAAUUCCAGAUGCGUCAGCAGUUACGAGAGCACACAAGGGCGGUGCAGUGCUGUGCCUUCUCCGACAGCGAGGACCUUCUCAUCGCCACUGGCGGCAUGGACUGUCGCCUGAUUGUCCAAAACUACCUAAGCGGAGCAAACUUGUGGGAUGCCACGGCGCAUGAGGAGGCAGUGAGCGACGUCGCUUGGAUGAACCACAACUGCCUGCUCUCCGCUUCGUACGACAACACAGUGAGGCUAUGGGAUGUGAAUGGUGGCACGACAAACAAGGACGUGCUGUACCAGUACACCGCCCACGGCUUCGUGCUCUCUGCAAUUCUGCUAGGACCGUCGCUGUUCGCCUGCGCUGACUCGCGACACAAGACGGCCAUUGUCGACGUCCGUGCCGGCGGGAAGGGCGUUGUGCAGGAGCAUGACUACCGCAUCAACUCGCUGAGCUACGACGAUGCCUCCCAGCAGCUGUUGAUGGGGCAGAGCAAUGGGGUUGUAUCCAUCUGGGAUAUGCGGCGGCCCGAUCAGGCCAUGUGCACCACUAACAGCAGCACUGGUGGCGGCCUGCCAGCUUCGCCUUCGCCACUGCCGCUGCAGCAACAGCAGCGACCGGGGUCCUUGAGCGAUGCAAAUGGCCCUGUAGAGGGGGACACCACACCCACGACGGCGAUAGAGGAUGGAGCUGCGCGUGACAGCAGUGCACUCGGAUCAAACGGAGGCCUUAUGGCGAGUGGCAGCACCACCAGCAUCGGCAGCCCACCCCGCUUCGCCCGCGCCACAGAAAUCGAGAAUGAGCCGUCGCGCUCGCCCAUCUCCUUUAUUGCCCACUUUCACAGCGACGAUGACACAUGUCGGCUUGUGUGUGUUUCGGGUGACAACAUGGUGCGGCUUUAUCGUGGAAACUUCAGCGCCUUUACUGGUGGCGGCCGUAAGGAGGGCGCCAGCCUGUACGUGCUGCGGAAUGUACUCGCAGGCGUGCCGACACGCGGCAACGUCAUGCGCUCCGGUUUCUGGAAGGGAGACCGUGGGAAGCCGGACAUGUCGGUGUUCUUCGACGAUGGCGAGACGGAGGGCGUUGCGCGGCCACCGCGGCGACUGACCGAGUGCGAUUUACUCGUCACCGGCGGGCCGGGCAACACCGCGCAGGUAUGUGACGUGACCGAUGAUGGCAGUGCGAUGGUGCUGGAACGACUGGAGGGGCAUCGCGACCGUGUGACCGGGGCAGCUGUGCGCCGCUCCCGCAAACCGAUCAUCGCUACGAUGAGCGCCGACUCGACGGUGCGUAUUUGGAUGCCUGUCACGUGCUGA